AUGCCAGAACUACCGCAGUGGUACUUUGGAUACGGCUCCAACAUGGUGUCCGAUGUCUUCACCAAAAGACGCCAAAUACAGCCUCUGAAGUCGGAAGUCGCAGUCAUUGAAAGCCAUACACUCUGUUUCGAUGUUAUGGGUGUUCCGUACACGGAUCCUGCCAUGGGAGGGAUUCGCCUGGCUACAGCACAGGACGUUCCAGUAUACGGUGUUGCGUACCUUUUGAGCCCGGACGACAUGCGACGAGUGAUCAUAACCGAAGGAGGUGGCAUCGCGUACAAGACCGCUGUUCUUACAGCUACGUUGCAGCGCGAUUCGACCAGAAUUUCGGUGAUAACGCUCAUAGCACGACACCAGAUCGCCUCGAGCUAUGAAAGAAUGCCCUCUGAGCGAUACAUGGGUCUCUUGAUCCAAGGUGCGAAAGAGAAGUCGUUGCCCGAGUUUUAUCAAAAGAGACUUGCGUCUCAGCCCACGUUCAAAGCCGUCCCAAAUCCCCGCUUUCGUAUCGGAAAAUGGCUUUUUGACAGCUUCUGGCAGCGUGUGGCAUUCUAUAUCCAGAAGGGGGUCCAUCAUUUCAACGACGAAAAUGGAAACGUGCCGGGGUGGUUCUUGAAUGUGUUUGAUGGGUGA
Molecule: messenger RNA, 630 nt
Organism: Talaromyces atroroseus
Lineage: Eukaryota; Fungi; Ascomycota; Eurotiomycetes; Eurotiales; Trichocomaceae
Exons: 4
Coding region: 1-630 (209 amino acids)
Molecular function (GO): gamma-glutamylcyclotransferase activity
Source: RefSeq, a predicted model, not a curated record